Molecule: messenger RNA, 1179 nt
Organism: Punica granatum (pomegranate)
Lineage: Eukaryota; Viridiplantae; Streptophyta; Magnoliopsida; Myrtales; Lythraceae
Source: RefSeq, a predicted model, not a curated record
UGCUUGAUUAACGCGUAAAAGGCCUCUGAGUCUGAGACCUUCAGUUCCGCAGGGGUCUCUUUGCUAAAAGUGGAAAUCAAAUGGUACAUUUCUGCAGAUUUGGAACCGGCCAAAAUCUCUCCAUCAAAUCAGAUCAAUAUCUCUCUCCCUCUUAUUAAAGUGGUCAGCUCUCUUCUGGGGAAGAAAAAUCCAUGACCCAUGUCCACGGACAAAGGAUACGGCCAGCCGUUUGCUCCCCGGUUGGUCAGUACAGCCAUGGGGACAAAAGAAAAAGCUGAGGUAUUGCUUUAUAUUUAUCGGAUGCCCUCCGGGGAGCAUAACAUACCCACAUGGAGGAAGAGGGUCUCUGGGGAGAGAAUGUUCACUCUUUUAUAUCAAAUAUAUCAUCAGUUCUCUCUGCAGGGAUUGUUGGAACACACUGUGAUUGCAAUUUGUGAUUCCCCAACUCCAAUGGCUUCUCCAGGAACUGGAAGGGAUCAGCAACUUCGUCCGACAUGUUACAAGCAGGUGAAACCCCUAGCAACUUGGCUCAGCUCAAACCAGGAGUGUUAGUGGCUUAGCUGAACUUCCUCGAAUGUAUAGUAAUCAUCAUGCUUAGCUUACCAGACAGCACAGCUCUGUCUUAUUCCACAACUAAGGAAGCCAUUUGAGGCUUUAGCCGUUGUGCAGACUCGGUCUGCUUAUUGCAUGGUGCCACAAAGUUGCAUCAUUCCGUGUUUUGUGUGCUCCCCUACUAUGUGCUACUUGCUGAUGCAAAAUUUCAAUUUCUAGUCAGCCAAUCCCAGGGGCUUUUAUCGGGAGAUGCAGGAACGACCUAACCAACCGGGUACUCCUUGACAUCCAAAGUGGUGAAAGUUGGACUAUUGAAUUGGAGAAGAACAAUGGGGAUGUUUGGCGAGGAGAUGGUUGGAUGAAUUUUGUGAAAUAUUUCUUUGUCGCUGCUGGAUACUUUAACAGUUUUAGGUGGGAAGGGAGCAAAACAUUCCACAUCGUUAUCUUUGAUCUGACUAAGUGCUAGAUCAAGCAUCCCCUUAGGUGUAAAGUUCAGAUUGUUAUGCUCACUUAACAGCUUUGAGAAUGUAUAUAAAAUCUGCUAUGGUUAAUUACAGAUAGUCCAUGUUUAUUUCUUGUGCAUUAUGUUAUUUACAUGAGCAAUGCCUUUCCCUGCUCUUCACUCUC